This is a messenger RNA of Gastrolobium bilobum, 2926 nucleotides long. RefSeq lists its product as uncharacterized. Lineage: Eukaryota; Viridiplantae; Streptophyta; Magnoliopsida; Fabales; Fabaceae. The transcript has 7 exons. Bases 360 to 2753 code for a protein of 797 amino acids. Gene Ontology annotation, molecular function: calcium ion binding; S-adenosyl-L-methionine transmembrane transporter activity. Gene Ontology annotation, cellular component: mitochondrial inner membrane. The record is from RefSeq and is a predicted model, not a curated record.
AACUCUGUCCAAAACCACCGCUUGAUGCCCCCUUAUCUCUUUCCAAUCUUAUCCAAAAUUUCCCCUUCAAUUCUCUUCACUCUUUGUCUCCCUCUGCUUCCUGCACGCACUAUGCAAAAAAAGCUUUCUUUUUUCCGUACUAAAUUAGAGUUAAUCUUGAACCAAAAUGUACAAUCUUAAUAGGUUAUUUUGUUCUCAAAAAUGGAUUCUUUUCCAUUUAUGAAUUCAAUUAGCUUAUCCAUUACAAUCCUAUUUUCAUUACAAUCUGAUAUAUAAUCUGUUGAUUUUUAUUUUCUGCACUUUUUCCGUUUUCUCUUAAGUGGAAAAAGACUGUGACUUUUUCAAAGGGUUGAUCAGAAAUGGUGUCAGCUAACGACCCAGUUGAGUCUUUCUUCAAUUCCAUUCAAGUUGUGAAGGAAUCGUUGUCUCCACUGGAAGUGGGUUUUCGCAAGGCGGCGAAGGAUCUUGAGCAUUGCUUGGUUUGGCCCAAGAACAAGGGCAAUGGUGUUUGUUUGAUUGCCCAGGUGAAGGAAGGUGGUGAAUUUCAGAUCUGUGAUGUCAAGAAGAAGAAAGGGUUGUCAAUGAAGGUUCCCUUGAAGGCUUUCUUGGGUUUAUUCUCACAGAAUUCAGGGAAUGGGAAUGGGAAUAGAGCUCAAGUGGCUAAGGAAGAUGGGUCUUCUUGCACCAAUUGCUUGCAGUUUGCUGUGACUUGGUCUUUGUUGGUUAAUGGGUUUCUUCAGUCUCUGCCGGUUCCUUUCAAAUCUGGGAGGAAGAGGUUUCAGAAAGUGGAUGAUGAAGAUAAGUUGUGUUCCUGCAUGAAGCCAACUGUUUCAUCAUGUGAUGUGAAGCAGAAUGAAUCCAAGGGUCAGUUUGUUAGAACAGUUAGGGAAAAGGGUAUGAAGAGAAAGGAUGGAAAACAUGUUUCAAUUGAAUGCCUUAUAGGUUUUAUCUUUGAUCAGUUAUCUCAUGCCCUUCAGGUUCUUGAUCAUGGGGUGCAAGAAAAUGACCUUGACUGUGGGAAAACUUCUCUUCCCCAACCUCCUUCAUCUAAUUUUGGUCAUGUGAGUGUAUUCACAAGUUUCUUGGAAGGGCAUAAAGUAGAUGUGAAUGGCUUCUUGGGGAAUUUAAGAUUUGCAAAGUUGGGUGGUGUGCCAUCAAGUGUAGUUGGAGAAGAAAGCCCCUCAACAAACGAAGGGGGAGCUAAUAAUGACAAUGAUGCAAACAGGGAAGAAAAUGGAGGAAUUUCGCCACAGAAGGUUGCCUCUAACAUAUUCAGUAUUCCUCUAACAAAUGUGGAGCGUCUGAAGUCUACGCUUUCCACUGUGUCAUUGACAGAACUGAUUGAGCUGCUACCACAGCUCGGGAGAACAUCUAAAGAACAUCCUGAUAAGAAGAAACUAAUCUCUGUACAAGAUUUCUUUAGAUACACGGAAGCUGAAGGGAGGAGGUUCUUUGAGGAGCUGGAUAGAGAUGGCGAUGGCCAAGUAACUCUGGAAGAUCUAGAAAUUGCAAUGAGAAAGAGAAAGCUGCCACGAAGAUAUGCUAAAGAAUUUAUGAGCCGUACUAGAAGUCACUUAUUUUCUAGGUCUUUUGGUUGGAAACAGUUCUUAUCAUUAAUGGAACAGAAGGAGCCAACAAUUCUCCGGGCAUAUACUUCUCUGUGUCUAAGCAAGUCCGGGACACUGAAGAAGAGUGAAAUAUUGGAAUCACUAAAGAAUGCAGGACUCCCUGCAUAUGAAGAUAAUGCCGUUGCUAUGAUGCGAUUUCUGAAUGCUGACACAGAAGAAUCUAUUUCAUAUGGACAUUUCCGGAAUUUCAUGCUUCUGCUUCCCUCUGAUCGUCUUCAAGAGGAUCCUAGGAGUAUUUGGUUUGAGGCUGCAACUGUAGUUGCCGUUCCACCAUCUGUGGAAAUUCCUGCUGGAAGUGUUCUAAGAUCUGCAUUGGCAGGUGGCCUUUCUUGUGCCCUGUCUUGUGCAUUACUGCAUCCAGUUGAUUCAAUCAAGACUCGGGUACAAGCGUCAACUAUGUCCUUCGCUGAAAUAAUUUCUAAGCUGCCACAGAUUGGAACACGGGGUUUAUACAGGGGGUCAAUCCCUGCUAUUCUUGGACAGUUUUCAAGCCAUGGCUUGCGAACUGGGAUAUUUGAAGCGAGUAAAUUGGUGUUGAUAAAUGUUGCUCCGACACUACCAGAACUCCAGGUACAAUCUAUAGCAUCAUUCUGUAGCACGUUUAUGGGAACAGCUGUGAGGAUCCCCUGUGAGGUGUUAAAGCAGAGGUUGCAGGCUGGUCUUUUUGACAAUGUGGGUGAGGCUUUUGUUGGGACUUGGCAGCAGGAUGGUAUUAGGGGUUUCUUUCGUGGAACUGGAGCUACCCUUUGUCGUGAGGUUCCAUUUUAUGUUGCUGGCAUGGGGCUUUAUGCUGAAUCUAAAAAGGCUGUCCAAAAAGUACUAGGGCGGGAACUGGAGGCCUGGGAAACAAUUGCUGUUGGAGCUUUAUCUGGUGGCUUGGCAGCUGUUGUCACAACGCCGUUUGAUGUCAUGAAAACUAGAAUGAUGACAGCAAAGGGUCGGUCUGUGUCAAUGACAUUGGUAGCAUUCACUAUACUCAGCAAUGAGGGACCCCUUGGCUUGUUUAAAGGAGCAGUGCCCAGGUUCUUUUGGAUUGCUCCUCUUGGUGCCAUGAACUUUGCAGGUUAUGAGUUAGCAAGGAAGGCCAUGAACAAAAAUGAGGGUAAGCCAGGCAGUUCGGAGUAAUGUUUCAUACACCAACCAAAUGUGUCUGAUGGAAUUUUUGAGUUUAUUGCAGCUCAUGUCUGGGUUUUCAUUCUGCCUAUCAUUGAUGCUGCUAUGAAAUAUGCAUUUUGUUUCCUUUGUUUAUUUUCUACUUUCUGAGUCUGCCAUUUGUAGCAGCAGAACUAACAAAAAUU